AUGGCCGUAGUAGCUCAUCCAGUCCCGCGGGUCCCGGACGGUCGUCUAUUAGACGCCAAGUCCUCAGACAUCAAAUUCUCAGACCCCUUAACCUUCAGUUACGGGCCAAGACAAACUAGCCCGUUCCGUACUAUCACCUCUGCCUUUUUCCACCAUGCAAAAGUGCAGCCUGAGGCCAUCGCCGGCCGAGACUGGUCACGGUCCACCCUCCGCACUAUCACGUAUGGGGAUCUCGCAUCGCGAAGUCGACGACUGGCUGUUCGUCUACGGACAUUGGGCGUCCAGCCAGGAGAUCGCGUACCACUGGUCGCCAAGCGGAGUAUUGAGAUGCUAGUGGGCAUCAUCGCCAUCCUUUCUUGCGGUGCUCAAUAUGUACCUUUGGAUGGCGGUGUCGUGCCCGAAGCGACACUUCGCUUUGUGCUGGCGCAAAGCGGGUGCAACAUAGCUCUUUGCCUAGCAUCUACCGAGUACCGGCUUGUCAAUCUUGACAAUGGCGCAUGUAAGCCUGUGGUCAUAGAUGAAGCCGACGACGAACUCGCCCAGAUGGAGAAAAGCUACCCCUUUGAUGAGAGCUUCGUUGAUCUUGCCAGACACGAUUUGGGCUGUUAUGUCAUUUACACUUCUGGCACAACGGGAACCCCCAAGGGGGUAGAUGUUACACAUGAGAAUGUGACCAAUCUUAUCUGCUUGUCUCCGGGCAAUCUCGGCAUCACGCCUGGAACCAAAGUUGGAUCGGUUCUCAACAUCAGCUUUGAUAUGGGAGCGUGGGAGAUCCUAGCCUGUCUAUGUAACGGGGGCACUCUGGUGAUGCGGGGCUCAGAUUGGGAUCAGGCCCUGCGUGAAAUCAGCGUGCUCAUCUGUACGCCCAGCAUCCUCGCCAAGUACACCCCGACCACGUAUCCCAAUAUCAAGGUCGUUGCCACCGCUGGAGAACCAAGUGGGCAGAGAAUAGCAGACCUAUGGGCCUCGCACGGAACAUACUACAAUUGCUGUGGUCCUACGGAGACCACCAUUGUGAAUACCAUGCACCAGCACAUUCCUGGCGGCCCGUUGACCAUCGGCGCGCCGACUCCAAACAACUCAGUGUACGUGCUCGAUGAGGACCUGAUGCCUGUCCCAAUAGGGCAGCCAGGUGUUAUGUGGGCUGGCGGCCUUGGUAUCACAAGGGGCUAUGUUGGACUUCCAGAGACGACUGCAGCCCGCUACAAGCUGGACGUCUUCGCGAAUGACGGCAGUAUGAUGUACAACACAGGUGAUCUUGGGAGAUGGACACCGAACGGUGUUCUAGACAUCCUGGGCCGUGUCGAUGAUCAAGUAAAGGUCAAAGGCUUUCGGGUCGAGCUUGACGGGGUAUCCGCGUCUAUCAACAGAUGUGCUGGUGUGACUCGCGCCACUGCAUUGCUGGUAAACGGCGAGAUCCAUGGCUUUCUUGAACCCCCGAACGUCAGCCUCAGUGCUCUCAAGCAACACAUGGCGCUGCAGCAGCCUUACUACGCCGUGCCCAGCCACUUCCAUCUUCUGGAAGCACUGCCUGAGACGAGUAAUGGCAAGCUCGACAAGAAGAUGCUCCGUGCCAUUGGUGAAAGCGCGACUGCUGAGAAACGCCUUAUGCCAAGUGCCUCUAAUGGCAGCAUGUCAACAGCUGGCUCCGACACCUCUGAUGAGAGCCUCAAACCUUCUCGCAGCAUCAGCGACAGUGACAUUGAAAGCGAGAAACCCGAUCUUGCGGCAGCGAUUCCGGAGAAGCUCUUGCAGAAGCCCUAUAGGGGCCUUGUUUAUCGCAUCUUCAUUGUCUAUCGCUUCCUUUUCUCCGUCGUCGGCCUUGGCAACCUCGCCGCAUUGGCUGCCAUUCUCGUUACAGGAACCAACCGUCAGUGGCUGGGUACGAUGACGGCCAUCAACCUUGUGCUGGCUGUCUUGAUCCGCCAGGACUUCGUCAUCAACGCUCUGUAUACCAUCUGUUGCUCGGUGCCCAAGUCAUGGCCGCUGGGCAUUCGGCAAAAGUGUGCCAAGAUCUACCACUUGGGUGGUGUGCACUCAAGUGCUGCUGUAUGCGCCGGUAUGUGGCUGCUCGUGUCUAACAUCGCCAGCGUCGCCUGCCAAGUCGCGCCCGACACCUGCAGUGCGACAGAGCCCCGUCCGUCGAUUGCUUCAGCCGUCGUCUCCUGGAUCCUCACCGGGCUUUUCUUUGUCAUGUUUGGAUUCGCCUGGCCACCAAUCAGGAAGCGCAACCACGACAUUUUUGAGCGAGUCCACCGGUUUGUUGGCUGGACCAUGCUGGGGUUGUUCUGGGUUCAAGUCGUGCUCUCCAUCAACGAUGCCAGGCCAAGCCAGCAAACCCUUGGCGCCGCAUGCCUACGUUCACCUUCAUUCUGGUUGCUUGCCGUUGCGACAUGCAGCAUCGCCAUGUCCUGGCUCUUCCUCCGCAAGGUCCGUGUCGAAUCUGAGGUUCUGUCCCCACACGCCGUGCGCCUACAUUUCGACUACACCGUUCCUGUGAACGGAAGCUUCACUCGCUUAUCUCGGAGACCUCUCCUCGAGUGGCACUCUUUUGCCACCAUCCCAGCUCCUCAGGCCGUCAACGGUAGACCCAAGGGCUAUUCGCUAGUAGUCUCGAAUGCGGGUGACUGGACGAAGGAUUGCAUCCAGAACCCGCCUACCCACCUCUGGAUUCGCAGCGUGCCUACCUGUGGCGUAAUGCGCAUCGCAACUCUCUUCAACCGCGUUGUUCUUAUUGCCACCGGCUCCGGUAUUGGACCAAUGUUGGGCCACAUCCAGAGCCCUAGUUGUCCGUCACAGUUGAUCUGGUCAACUCCGAAUCCGGAGAAAACAUUCGGCCGGCCUCUGAUAGAUGCCAUCCACGACAAAAUCUCAAAUGCUGUCAUUCACGAUACCAAGCUCUUGGGCAGGCCCGAUCUUGUCAAAAUGGGAUACAAUAUGGCUAAAAGCUUUGGUGCUGACGCAGUAAUUAUUAUUGCAAAUGAGAAGAUUACCAAAAAGGUGGUUUAUGGGCUCGAAACCAGAGGAGUAGCGGCAUAUGGGGCUAUUUGGGAUAGUUGA
Messenger RNA from Neoarthrinium moseri, 3060 nucleotides. RefSeq lists its product as uncharacterized. The transcript has a single exon. Lineage: Eukaryota; Fungi; Ascomycota; Sordariomycetes; Amphisphaeriales; Apiosporaceae. Bases 1 to 3060 code for a protein of 1019 amino acids. The record is from RefSeq and is a predicted model, not a curated record.